AUGGCCAUCACGAUCCUCCAACCAAAACCCGCUGUCCCUCGCAGCCGGUCAGAAGAUGCCGGCUCCGGCUCAGACUCAGAAGGCGGGAUUGAUCUGGACGGCGACGUCUCCAUGGACGCUGGGGCGGCCCGCUACGCCGACAUCGAUCUCGUAACCCCCGGCGAACUCAUCACCGAUGAUGCUCAAUGGAUGAGAGGACACGGCACAUACGUUCCCGUCGGGACCACAAACAUCACAUCGUCCGUCGCCGGUACCGUCACCAAGACGAACAAGCUCAUCUCCGUACGGCCCCUACGCGCCCGCUACACCCCAGAGAUCGGCGACCUCGUCGUCGGCCGCGUCACCGAGGUCCAGGCCCGCCGUUGGCGCGUAGACGUGGCCUCCUCCCAGCUCGCCAUCCUGCAGCUCAGCGCCAUCAACCUGCCCGGCGGCAUCCAGCGCAAGCGCACCGAGACCGACGAGCUGCAGAUCCGUUCCUUCUUCGCCGAGGGCGACCUCGUCGUCGCCGAGGUCCAGACCCUGCACGGGGACGGCGCCGCCGCCCUGCACACCCGCUCUUUGCGCUACGGCAAGCUACGCAACGGCAUUUUCUCAGCCUCACCGGCGUAG
Molecule: messenger RNA, 609 nt
Organism: Parascedosporium putredinis
Lineage: Eukaryota; Fungi; Ascomycota; Sordariomycetes; Microascales; Microascaceae
Source: the annotation of a GenBank genome assembly